AUGAAGCCCGUGCCGCUCUCCCGCCUGCUGCUGCUGCCGCUGGUGGCAGCGCUGGCACUGCUGGCGCUGCGGGAUCAGCACCAGCGCCCGCCCACCCAGCCCGACCCCCCGGCGACCCCCAGCCCGACCCCCCAUCCCCCGCCCCGCAACGACACGUCCCCCACGCGUCACCCGCUGCAGCCGCCGUACCCGCACCCCUACAAAUUCCUGCUCAACCACCCCGACAAGUGCCGGGCGCGGGCGCCCUUCCUGGUGCUGCUGGUGGUGUCGGCGCCGGCGGACGUGGCCGCACGGGACGCCGUGCGCCGCACGUGGGGCAACGAGAGCUCGGUGCCGGGGGCGCCGCUGCUGCGGCUCUUCCUGCUGGGCGCCCACCCCGUGUUCGACGCCGCGCUGCGCCCGGUGCUGCGCGAGGAGGACGAGCUGCACGGCGACCUCCUGCAGCAGGACUUCCUGGACACCUACAACAACCUGACGCUCAAGACGCUCAUGGGGCUGGAGUGGGUGAGCCGCUUCUGUCCCGACGCCAGCUACGUGAUGAAGGCCGACACCGACGUCUUCCUCAACCUGGAGUUCCUGGUGCGGCGGCUGCUGGUGCCGCCCCAACGGGACUUCGCCAUGGGCUACGUGUACCGCAACACGGGCCCGCUGCGCAGCCGCGCCUACAAGUGGUUCGUGCCGCGCGAGGUCUACCCCAACGACACCUACCCGCCCUACUGCGGCGGGCCCGGCUACGUGCUCUCGGGGGACGUGGCGCGGAGGGUGUUCGGCGCGGCGCAGACGGUGCCGCCCAUCAACAUGGAGGACGCGUUCGUGGGGCUGUGCCUGCGCGCGCUGGGGCUGCGCGUCCGCGACGGGCCCCCGGGAGCCUUCGCCAUGUACCGCCUGCCCUACGACAAGUGCCGCUUCCAGCGCCUCGUCAUGGUGCACCACUAUGCGCCGCAGGACCUGCUCCGGGUCUGGCCGCACUUCAGGGACGCCCCCGUGGAGUGUCCGUAGGGGCUGGGAAACGCUGGUGGCACUGGGAACUGCUGGAGUCACUGGGAACUGCUGGUGGCACUGAGAA
Neopelma chrysocephalum (saffron-crested tyrant-manakin) is the source of this 1066-nucleotide messenger RNA. Its product is annotated as beta-1,3-galactosyltransferase 5-like. Lineage: Eukaryota; Metazoa; Chordata; Aves; Passeriformes; Pipridae. The record is from RefSeq and is a predicted model, not a curated record. The transcript has 2 exons. Gene Ontology annotation, molecular function: N-acetyl-beta-D-glucosaminide beta-(1,3)-galactosyltransferase activity. Bases 1 to 999 code for a protein of 332 amino acids. Gene Ontology annotation, cellular component: membrane.